Rotaria sp. Silwood1 is the source of this 970-nucleotide messenger RNA. The record is from the annotation of a GenBank genome assembly. NCBI's taxonomy places the organism in Eukaryota, Metazoa, Rotifera, Eurotatoria, Philodinida, Philodinidae.
AUGAAUCGCUUUGGUGACAUCGAUGCUUCAUUUAAGAGGCUUCCACCUGUUUAUGGUUAUCGCAGUGAAAAACCUGUUCAAAUUGAAAAAGCACUUGAACCUAUUGAGCCUCAAAUUGAUGAAUUACCCUAUUACAUAAAGAUAGCUAAACGAAACUGUCAUUAUCCAUCAGAACAUGGACUAACACGUGAUCAAGCAGCUGCUGUUUACAUCUAUACAAUGGAAUGGGGUGAUACUACUUUGUAUCGUGUAUUAAAUAGAGCAUUACGAUCCGAAAACCGACAAGAAGUUAAGGUAUGGUUUCCAUACUUAAAGUUAUUUGAUACAGCAUUGGAUGCAUUACCUACUGCCAAAGAGGCAGUAUGGAGAGGUGUACCACUUGAUAUUGGCAAGAACUUCACCAAAAAUCAAAUUGUAACAUGGUGGAGUGUUAAUUCAUGUUCGUCAUCAGUGAAUGUUAUCAAAGAUUUUCUUGGCAAUAAAAAAAAUUCAACACUUUUUAUGAUUGAAGCUUUGAAUGGAAAAAAAGUUUCUGGAUAUACAGAAUAUGAAACAGAAGAUGAAGUUAUUUUACGAAUGGGUUCACAAUUUCGCGUGAAGAGUGAUCCGUUAGAACAAUCUAACGGUUCAUACCUUGUGCAUUUAAUUGAAAUCGAUGACAACGAUGAUGAACCAUCAGCAUCGGCUAUGAAUAACAUGAAACUAUCCGCAGCACAACCAUCAAUUAAAACUACAUCAAGUAAGUUAUUUAAACUUUUUCUCAAUGCAAUAACGUUUUAUAUAAAAUAUAUACGUAUAUAUACUGAAUAAUUCAAAAAACGUCUGAAUUCUGAUUAGUGUAUAUAUGAAUAAGACAGAAUUUCGGUAAAUAUCUAAAAUUAUUAAAUAAAUAGAGAGAAUUCUGUAAGAAUGCUUACUUUUUCUUGAAUAGAUUUUUUACAAGAAUUGUUUUCAUUAAGAAAAGUGUUCG